Molecule: messenger RNA, 1523 nt
Organism: Erythranthe guttata (spotted monkey flower)
Lineage: Eukaryota; Viridiplantae; Streptophyta; Magnoliopsida; Lamiales; Phrymaceae
Product: LisH/CRA/RING-U-box domains-containing protein
Biological process (GO): proteasome-mediated ubiquitin-dependent protein catabolic process
Cellular component (GO): nucleus; cytoplasm; GID complex
Molecular function (GO): ubiquitin protein ligase activity; protein binding
Source: RefSeq, a predicted model, not a curated record
AAAAGAAAUAGAUAUUCACAUUUUACAUUUUAGCAGAGAAGAGAAAAAUGUCGUCUACUCCAAUGGAAAUGGAUGCGCAACUGCCCACCGCCACCGCCACCGCCACCGCCACCCCCAUCGCUGCUCCUCCUCCGUCGAAUUUAGCGAAAUUGGCGGAGUCACUCAAACUCGAACAUCAGUUCCUCCGCGUCCCCUUCGAGCACUACAAGAAGACGAUCCGCUACAACCACCGCACCAUCGAGAAAGAAGUCUCCGCCGUCAUUUCCGGUGUCCCCGCCGCCGCCUCUGACAUUUCCAGAGAAGAAGCCGUUCGACAACUCACUUCUCUCGUCUCCCGAUUGCAGGGUCUCAAACGAAAGUUGGAAGAGGGAAGUCAAACAGAGCAGUUACAAGCACAGAGAUGCCGGACCAGGCUGGAACAUUUAGAAUCUGCAGAAGUGGACAAUUUGCCCAAGUGGAACAGCAUCCGCUUGAAGCGUAUACUCGUUGAUUACAUGUUGAGAAUGUCAUAUUACGAUACUGCCGUAAAGCUUGCUGAGAGCAGCAAUAUUCAGGAUCUUGUCGAUAUAGAUGUGUUUCUUGAGGCGAAAAAGGUGAUUGAAGCGCUUGAACAGAAGGAGGUGGCCCCUGCUCUAGCUUGGUGUGCUGACAACAAAUCCAGGUUGAAGAAGACGAAGAGCAAAUUUGAGUUCCAGUUGAGACUGCAAGAAUUCAUCGAGUUAGUAAGGACUGAAAAUAGUAUGCAAGCUAUAUCAUAUGCUCGAAAGUACCUGGCACCUUGGGGAGCUACCCAUAUGAAAGAAUUGCAGCGUGUUAUGGCGACCCUUGCUUUCAGAAGUAACACUGAAUGUUCAACGUACAAGGUAUUGUUCGAAGAAAGGCAAUGGGAUUAUUUGGUCGACCAAUUUAAGCAAGAAUUCUACAAAUUGUAUGGCAUGACUCUUGAGCCUUUACUGCAUAUAUAUCUGCAAGCUGGCUUAUGUGCAUUGAAGACCCCAUACUGUUACAAAAAUGCUUGCACGAAUGAGGAUCCUCUAUCGCAAGAGGGCUUCCGUAAACUAGCAAUGCCACUUCCAUUCUCGAAGCAGCAUCACUCUAAACUUGUUUGCUACAUAAGCAAAGAGCUCAUGGAUUGUGAUAAUCCACCUCUCGUCUUGCCCAACGGCUAUGUUUACAGCACUAGGGCGCUUCAGGAAAUGGCAAAGCAAAACAACGGGAAGAUCAGUUGUCCGAGAACAGGAUUAGUUUGUGAGUACAAAGAUGUGGUGAAAGCAUUCAUCUCUUAGAUUGCGCUUAUGAUGGAUGAUGGAUGAUAUCUGUAUAUGAAACGCAAAACUGUUGUCUGUUUUUUCUUUCAACUGUUGUCAUUUCGAUAUGUGCGUAAAACUCUCUGCUGAGUUGCUAUGUGGCCUCGUCGUUAUUCAGACUCUUGUACAUAUAUGCUAAAACCAUUGUAGUAGAUUUGUUUUCUUUGCUUUUAAAUUUGGCUGAAUAAUAAAUAUGAGGAAGCUAACAAUUUUUAG